AUGGCCGGUGCGAACCUCCACCUCCGUCACUCAUACUCUAUCACUCAAUUCGUCCCAACAGUUUCUCCUCCUCCUCACCGAGUUCAGCUCGGAACUUCACCCUCUCGUGUCCUCUUCUCUAAUCUCCGAGCUAAUUCUCCAACCUUGCGAACCACUCACCGUUCACACACUGUCGCUUCCUCUUCCGUAUCCUCUCCCGUGGACUCUUCCUCCCCUUCGGAUUCGUUAGUGGGAAAGAUCCCUUUGCUUGAGGUUAAGGAUUUGAGAGCUGUGAUUGUUGAAACGAGGCAGGAGAUACUUAAAGGUGUAAACUUGGUUGUCUACGAAGGAGAGGUUCAUGCUGUGAUGGGGAAGAAUGGUUCAGGGAAGAGCACAUUCUCUAAGGUACUUGUUGGUCAUCCUGAUUAUGAAGUGACGGGAGGAAGUAUUGUAUUUAAAGGGCAGAAUCUGGUUGAUAUGGAGCCAGAGGAGAGAUCUCUUGCUGGUCUCUUCAUGAGUUUUCAGUCUCCAGUUGAGAUCCCUGGUGUUAGCAAUAUGGAUUUCUUGAAUAUGGCUUUCAAUGCUCGGAAAAGAAAGCUCGGUCAGCCUGAGCUUGAUCCAAUCCAGUUCUACAGCCACUUAGUAUCAAAACUUGAAGUUGUGAACAUGAAGACAGAUUUUCUGAACAGGAAUGUCAAUGAAGGGUUUAGUGGUGGUGAAAGGAAACGCAAUGAGAUUCUCCAGUUAGCGGUUCUUGGAGCCGAGUUGGCUAUACUAGACGAGAUUGAUUCAGGGUUGGAUGUUGAUGCUCUUCAAGAUGUGGCAAAGGCGGUGAAUGGUCUUUUGACACCAAAAAACUCUGUUCUGAUGAUAACACACUAUCAACGCCUACUUGACUACAUCAAACCAACUCUCAUACACAUCAUGGAGAAUGGAAGAAUCAUCAAAACCGGAGACAACUCCUUGGCAAAAUUACUGGAAAAGGAAGGCUACAAGGCGAUAUCCGGUUAG
Molecule: messenger RNA, 990 nt
Organism: Eruca vesicaria subsp. sativa (arugula)
Lineage: Eukaryota; Viridiplantae; Streptophyta; Magnoliopsida; Brassicales; Brassicaceae
Source: the annotation of a GenBank genome assembly